Symsagittifera roscoffensis is the source of this 4956-nucleotide messenger RNA. Its product is annotated as transient receptor potential cation channel subfamily M member 2-like. The coding region runs from base 125 to 4051 and encodes 1308 amino acids. Gene Ontology annotation, biological process: monoatomic cation transmembrane transport; metal ion transport. The record is from RefSeq and is a predicted model, not a curated record. Gene Ontology annotation, molecular function: monoatomic cation channel activity. The transcript has 18 exons. Gene Ontology annotation, cellular component: plasma membrane. Lineage: Eukaryota; Metazoa; Xenacoelomorpha; Acoela; Convolutidae.
AGAAUUAAUGUUUCAUAAAGUGUUGAAUUAAAUACUGAUCAGCAAACAGAUUUAGUGUGCCCUACUGCCCUUCAAUCUUGAUCGAAGGAAGAGCCAUCAUAGUAUUUCCGAAGUGGCUUCUGCAAUGAGGGGUCAUUCGAGAUUUGAUCACGACCAGAUUUUCCUUAAGGACAGAUGCGCAAAUUUCAAGGCCAAAGAGGAUGACGCGGGUGGAGCCGGAGACGCAAGCGGUGGUUCCGGAUCCGCCGCUGUGACAUCGCCGACAACACAGAGAACGCCUGUUGACGAAGAUUCAAUCUGUUGUGUCGGAUGCGGUUAUAAGUUCUCGGAGCAUUUUAAAGAAGGUCUUCAAAAACUGCCUCCUGGGUCUCUGUGGAACCGAGACAUCCACAUGAAGAAGCAUCAGUUGGUGACUCACGGAAAACUGCGGUUCGUCAACGAACUCGAAGGCGAUUCGAAAGAAUGCGAGUUUGUGACUGUAGCUCACGACGCUGCGCCGAAUGGCGUGUUGUCAUUCAUGGCCAAUCAGUGGUCGCUCGAAGAAGCGGGGCGCCCGAACCUCAUCGUCUCCGUGUUGGCCGGACACGAGGCGUCCCGACUGACUCCGUUCCAGCGUGAACGUAUCCGAGAGGGCCUUGUGAAAGCGGUGUCCACUACGGACUCCUGGAUCAUAACUGGCGGAACUCACGUGGGGUUGACCAAAGUGGUAGGGGAGGCGGUCAGGCAGGCUGAGUACAGGGAGUGGGUGGGGGAACAGCAUUCAAGUGUGAAGUGUAUCGGAAUUAACACCUGGGGAACUAUUGAUAAUCAUCAGGCUAUGGCUAAUUGGCUCAAAUCGGAUCACCAUAAAGGUCCUCGCUACGAGGAAAGAGACAAGGAGCCUUACAGGUACAAAGUGAGGCAAAAAACGGAAGUGGGUCAAACUCCCUUGAACCCAAAUCACUCGUUUUUCGUCCUGGUCGACAAUGGCAUGAGAAAUGAGCCCAAUUCUGAAGUGGACGUGAGGUGUGGAAUCGAAGAGAUUUUGAGCAAACAGGGUCUCCCCUCGAAAAGUGAUUAUAGAGGUCAUGUCGCUAUGGGGGGCAAUGCAGGAUCCAGGGGAGCCCAAAGACACAGAGAAAAGAAGCAGAUCCCGUUGGUAGUGGUUGUGGUGGGUGGCAACAUCACCUCUUUCCGUGCCAUCGCCAGGUCCCUCGAGAACGGCAUCCCAGUGGUUCUCUGUGAGAUGGGCAUCACAACUUCCGCCUCGGAUAUAAUCACACAGUCGCUCAAAGUGGCUGUGGAGAAAUCGGACAACGAGAAGUGGCUGACGCCUGAGAAGGAGUCGAGUAUUAAGAAGAUGGUGGCCGACGCCUUCUUCCCCGGCCAGCCGCAGGAGGGCGACGUGGAGGCGGAGUUGAAACACGUCAUCAUGAACAUCAACACCUGCAUCAAGAAGGAGAACCUUCUCACAGUCUACAAGGUCGGCAAAAGUGGUACGCAAGAAUUGGAUGCCGCGAUCCUCCAUUCACUGUUGCAAGGGGAUGUGGCCAAAAACGAAGACCCCCUUGAAUUGGCAGUCACCUGGAACCGAGACGAUGUCGCAGCCUCGGACAUCCUCUCGAACGAAAUGGACAUUUCCCAGCGGGAGAACAUGGAUAAGUUGAUGCUGAGGUCAAUUAUGGAGUGUAAGACUAACUUUGUGAAGUUGUUCAUGGAAUGUGGGUUUGUGAUGAAGGAUUUCUUGACUGCGAAACGACUGGAGUUGCUGUACAAUUACGCGGCCCAGUCAAAUGAAGUGUUGGCCUGGCUACUGAAGAAAACCGUGAGGACUAAGAACAAGUCCCGACGGUACACUCUAAAAGAUGUGUCACGUUUGCUCCGGUCACUCACUGGAACAGACACCGGGUCUCGUGACAAUGCAGAGGGAACGCAAGUGGACACUAUAACCUCAGAGGAAAACGGAUAUACAAAGACGUUCGACUACCCAUUCGUGGAAUUAUGUCUGUGGGCUAUUCUGGCGAACCGCAAACAAAUGGCUCUGUUCUUUUGGGCACACGCUAAGGAGCCAAUAAUGUUGGCUUUGAUAGGGUCCAAACUAUGGUCAUCCUUGGCCCAUAGACUAUGGCCUGGUGAAGACGUCUUCGAGCCGGAGUUUGAAGCAAACUCACAAGAGUUCCAAGAACUCGCAGUUGGAGUGAUUGACGUUUGCUACAAAACAGACCACGAGUUGGCUAAGCGUCUGGUGGAGCAGAAAAGUCUAAUUUGGCGCGGGAAGACGAGAAUGGACGUUGCAGUAUUGGCUAAUUGCAAAUUCUUCCUGGCGACCGCUUGUGUGCAAGCGUGCGUGGAAGGAUACUGGAAGGGAAACCUUCGUUGCAAGGUUCUCAACAUCGUGUGGUGUUUGGUGAAUCCAGUGGCGAUCAGUGGCCUGGAUGUGGUGACGGCGCCAGAUGGCGAGGACGAGGAUAAUUACACGAAUAAUGAACAUGAGUUGGACGUGAUGGGAACUGGAGUUGUGGCCAAUAGUCAGAUCCCAGCCACUGAACACGAAACUCUUCUGUGCAAUAAAGAUAACUUUGACAAUGACCGCCUGGAGCACGUUGGAGACGGGAUGAAACUGAAUAACUGCGGAGCCGAAAACGAGAAUCUCGAGGUCGUUUUUCGAGUGCCGCAGAAGCAUGGGGUAGACGCCAACGGUCGCCUCAACGGUGGGCCUCGCAUCUCGUUCUUGCAGAAGGCCAAGAUAUUCUACACGGCGCCAGUGACAAAAUUCAUAACCCAUUCUACUGCUUAUAUAGUGUUUCUUCUCAUGUACUCAUGGAUGGUAUUGAAUAUAACGAGUGAGAAUAAAAUACACUGGAUGGAGAUUCUAGUUGUAGUUUUGGCUACAUCUUAUGCGGUUGAAGAAAUACGACAGCUUUCUCAACCGGAGUUGGUGACUGAAGAUGCGACUUGGAGUAAGAAGCUGAAGGGGUACUUGGCGUCCGAGUGGAACAUCAUAGACGUCAUCUACCUGUCCAUGAUCUUCACUGCAUUUGGACUGAGUGCCAUAGGCAGUAUGAGGGAGGUGUCCCGUAUUCUCUAUGGCAUGGUCACUCUCCUCUUGUGGCUCAGAGUGAUCAGACUCUACCAGGCCAUCGGUCGUCUGGGACCUCUGUGGAUCAUGAUGCGGAAGAUGUUCAAAGAGAUGCUCAUCUUCAUCACAGUGUUGCUGGUGUUCCUCCUUGGCUAUGGCAUCUGCACCAUCGCUCUCAUCUUCACCCAGGAGCAGCUGAAGGAGAAGCCUCUCACGGACACGUUGGAGUUCGUAGUGUUGAUUCCUUCUCUGCAGAUGUUCGGAGAACUGUUCUUGGAGACACUGGUUGAAAAACGGCUAGAAGAUCCAGAUCGCCAGGCGAAUGGAUCCGAUCCGGAUUCGAAUGGAACUUCGUCUGUAUUUGAGCAGAAUGAGUUCCAGGCUAGUUUGACUGUGUGGCUGUUGGCUGCCUACCUGCUUAUUGGCAAUGUCCUCAUCCUCAACCUCCUCAUCGCCAUCUUCGGACACAUCUACGAGGUGGUGGCUGAGAACUCGACGAUAGAGUGGAAGAAUGAGAUGUUUCUGCUGUGUCAGGAGUACAGUGACAAGCCAGUCCUCCCCCCUCCACUCUCCAUCUUCGAGACAUUCUACCUCUUCUUCACCGAACUCUGCUGCAAGAAGGACGACGAAAAUGAGCUGUCCAGUACGAUGUUGGAGCGCCUGCGUAUCUUCGAGAGCUAUUGUGCUUCCAGUUAUCGACAGGAGAAAGAGGCGCACAAGACUCUUGAAGAGAACAUCAAGAUACUCGCAGAGCAUGCUGACGAGGAGAUGGAGAAGAUCAACGACAUGAUAAAUGUGGUGGACUACUUGAGACAAGAUUUGGAGCCGCAGGAUAAGAAGAAGGGAAACAAGAAGAAGCGAGGAGAGAGGGAGAGAGCGGCUGCGGCGGCCCCCUCAGCUACUCAGACCCUCAGCCAGAGCUCCGUCCAGGACAAGAGCGGCGCAGGAGGCCAGAACCAAGGCUCCUCCAAGACGCUCCAGGCAAAAAACUAACGAAAACUACAGAUAAUUAAACUACUUUUUACAAUGAUUCAAUUUAUAAUUAAGGGCAGGGAAAAUUGCUACAGAUAUUAGAAGAGGCGCUGGAGUGUUUUGUAAUUUGAAAAUUUAGUUGAAAAACAAUAAUCAUUCAUUAAUAUAUAAGCCUAUUUUGUCAGUUCUGAAUAAGAGUUUUCUCGCACUGUUUGGUACAACUGGGCUCGAAUGAAUAAAUCAACAAAUUUUAUCUGAGACAGCGCUUCAUAAAUAUCUUCCAAAUUUAACAGUAAUGUUUCCGGCUUUGAUUAUUAUCGAGAUAUUUUCAUAACUGAAACCUAAACCUGGAUUUUAUACGAAGCUUUUAAAUUGUCACAUCGUGUCUUUAAUAUUAGUGAAAUCAGUGCAUUAUGAGUGUAAAAUAAAAUUGUUCUUUUUUAGCUGAAAACUAGUAGGAAGAUAUAGACUUGGAAACAUCCGAUUGUUGCUUUGCGAACUUUGAGAAUUUUGUAGUUAAAUUUCCAGUGAAAUUCUUAGUGAAUGAUUAAGUUAUUCUAUAAUUUUCAGGAAGGUUUACAUUCUUACUAACAAAACCACGCUAAGUAAUUUGAGGUUGAGGGUGGUCGCUUUUAUUGUGCGGUAACUCAGUAAAUGGAUGCAGUUUUCUAUCAGUUUAGUUUAAUUCUCAUGCUUAAAUCGCUUGAAAAUUGGCAAUUUAUAUGAUUUUUCAAUCUGAUAAAUUAUAAAUUUAAUGCUAAGUUUUGCCUGCCAUUUGAAUUCGAGUGGUGGUUUCAUAGCUUUUGUAAUUCUAUGAGGAUGUUGUUCAAAUUAUAAUUUUACUAAUUCAUUAAUUCAGAGAAUGCAGGUAAUUUGGCAUGUUUUAUGAAAUAUUUUGACCAAGUCAUUAUUAUUAUUUAUUUAUU